AUCUUGAAAUUGAUCAAAGAAUGGAAGAGCUAGGAAAGCAAAUGGUUGGAUAUUGUGCGGGCUUGCCAUUAGCCAUUAGGGUGUUAGGGGGACUCUUGGCAACAAAACAUACAUUAAGGCAGUGGCGAAUGGUGGCCGAGAACAUACAAACAUACAUCACAAAGGGCAGUGGUUAUGGAGAAGAUUGUUCUGCAGUUUCUGAUGUUUUAUCUUUGAGCUAUGAUGAUUUGCUCCCACAUUUAAAACAAUGCUUCUUAUAUUUAGGCCAUUUUCCGGAAGAUUAUGAAAUAUCAGUAGAUAAAUUGAUUAAAUUUUGGAUAGCUGAUGGAAUAGUUCCAUCGAAUCAGGAUAUAGGACGGGGUCAGGGAAGAACGUUGGAGGAUGUGGCUGAAAGCUGCCUCGAGGAGCUGGUAGGGAGGAGCAUGGUUAUGGUUGACACAAGUGAACUGAGCUCAAAAAUCUUUAGUUGUCGGAUGCAUGAUAUCAUGAGAGAUCUUUGCUUGUUGAAAGCAGAGCGAGAGGGCUUCUUACAUGUUAUAAAUCCCGAGUCUCAAGAACCAAAUGGUGAAGUGCCAUCUUCUCCAUAUGCUGGUGAAUUUCGCAGAGUUGCUGUGCAUGUGAAUCGAGUCAAGGGUGAAAAAGUUUUUAACCAAGGGUGGAUUAGAAGUCCUCAUCUCAGGUCUCUCUUAUACUUCAAUAGAAUUGUGAAUUACAUAUCAGCUGAUAAUAGAAAUUGGAAAUUAUUAGAGCCAAGCUUCAAAGGUUUGAAGUUGUUGAGAGUCUUGGAUCUUGAAGGAGCAGACAUAAAAGGAGGGAAUUUUCCCAGAGAUGUUGGUAAGCUCAUCCACUUGAGAUUCUUGAGUAUAAAAGAUGGUAAUGUAUCUAGGUUUCCCUCAUCCUUAGGAAAUUUAAGGAUGCUACAAACUUUAGAUUUACGCGUAUAUGAUGCCCAUGUACCCGAUGUGAUAUGGAAGAUGGAAAGCUUGAGGCAUUUAUAUCUCCCUCAGAGAUGUGACGAUACCACAAGGCUGCAGUUGGGUAAUUUAAAAAACUUACAAACACUUGUGAAUUUUCAAGUGGGGAUCUGCUGCUUAAGAGAUCUAUUCAAUUUUACAAAUCUUAGAAAAUUAACAGUGCAUCGAUGUUCAAUAAGCAAAGGCUCUAAGGAAAUCAUACCAGCUUCAUUAAGUCACUCAUUAAAACUUUUGGAGUCCUUAUCAUUAGGAGGUUCUUUUGAAUUUGGCGCAACAGAAAGCAGCUUAAAACCAAAACCACCAAAAGUGGACUUGACGCAAUUGCUUUUAGGUUAUGAUAGUCUGUCUAAGCUGGUGCUGUAUCUAGGGAUAGAGAAGCUACCAGAUUACCAGCAGUUCCCUCAUGAAAUUACCUCCUUAACCUUAGGUGUUUCUAAACUUGAAGAAGAUCCAAUGCCAAUUCUAGAAAAGCUACCAAAGUUAAGGCAUCUUGACCUCAGAUGGAAUGCCUUUAAUGUGAGGAAAAUUGUUUGCUCUAGGCAAGGUUUUCCUCAACUAAUAUCUCUGUCCUUAUUCGUGCUGAAAAACUUAGAGGAAUGGAAAAUGGAAGAAGGGGCUAUGCUUAAUAUCCAAUACUUGCAGAUUAGUGUUUGCAACAAAUUGAAAAGGCUUCCUAGUGCAAUAAGGUUCGCUAAAACUCUCAAACAAUUAACUAUUCAGGGAAUGCCAAAGGCCUUCAAAGAUAGACUAGUUGAAGGAGGAGAGGCUUUCUACAUUGUCCAACAUGUGCCCUCUAUAAUAUCUGAUUGAGGAUGGAUCAUCAUCAGAAGGAGCCAUAUCAAAAGAAGAGAGCCAAAUAUGGGAAGAGAGGUCAAAUCAAAUGAAAAGAGAAAGUAGCUGGUUUCUUCUCCACCGCGAGACCAUAUGCACUCGAGCCGUGCCUCCUUUCUCCAUGUUGAUCUAGUCGCAACCUGGAGAAAACAAAUCACCCUCGUCGCGCACAGAGAGACUAAGAGGCGUCGCCUGAGAGAUCUGCGUUGCACAGAGUCGCUGGUCGCGACUCACCGGCCUUCUACAUCAUACAGAUGCACGCGAACUUGCUUUGAUAUGUCGUGCACCAAUCUUUCUCUUUCGCAGUGUGCAGAGCCGUGCGCAAGAAAUUUUUCUGGCCGCACUGUGACAAACUGAGUUGAGCUUGUGAGCCGAGCCAAUUUUUGCCCAAGUUGAGUCAAUUGCGCCA
This is a messenger RNA of Carica papaya (papaya), 2214 nucleotides long. The record is from RefSeq and is a predicted model, not a curated record. Lineage: Eukaryota; Viridiplantae; Streptophyta; Magnoliopsida; Brassicales; Caricaceae.